CAAGUGACUACAAGCAGGAAGUCGCAUGCUGUUUGUUUUCAUAUCGGACAGGUGCAAAUCAACAACAAACAUUUUUUUUUUAAUCACAGGUGUGUGAAGUAAUAACAUCGAUCUGGUGGACAACAUGAUCAACUUUUAAACGCGAUAGGCCUAUUGGAAUCAAGGUUUGAUUUCGAUUUAACGAAUCGACUGUUGUAAGCUAUUCAAAGUGGGUGAAUAUUUUAGAAAUGAUAUCAUUUCGCUCCUGUCCGAGAAUGGCCGGGGGAGUUAUCGCGAUCAGCUGUUUUGUUUAAAGGAGAUCAUCGUCAAGUGUUCAAGUGUUGCACCGAUAUGUUCUUGGUCCUGUAACUGUGGCUCCUGUUCGAGAGAAUAGCACCAUAAAACACUCGAAAUGUCCUGGAAUCCUACGCACGUUCAAUUAACAGUACUGCGGGGACGGAAUCUGUUAACAAAAGGCAAGGGAGGGAUGAAACUGACAGAUGUCUUUGUUUCAAUCGUACUGGGCAAGGAAAAGUUCCAAACGUCGACCAUCAAAAACGCUCUUAACCCAGAAUGGUUUGAGCAGUGUGAUUUAUCCAUAUCAGGCAUGGACCAGGAUAUCACGGUUACUGUGAUGCAUCGUGGGCUACUGUCGGAUGAUUUCAUUGGUUACGCUGCCAUUCCACUCUCAGAUUUCAAAGUGUUUGACCGACCAAAAAGUCAAUGGGUUAAACUGCGAGGUAAGCCCCACAAACCUCCGGACAGCAAGAAUCGAGGAGAACUAGAGGUCAAGCUGACUUUUCAAGUUAAGAACAAAGCCCAGGAAGAAGCUGGGGCGACGCUUAAAAAGUUGUCGUCUAAUUCCUUAAAAUCAAUAGCUUCAGCUGUUGGUUUGAAAGUUGGUGAAAAAUUCAAAAGAAGCCGUUCCUUUCGUGAAUCUCAAAAUUCUUUGCAACAGACAUCUGACAAGAGAAGAAACAGCUCCGCAUUUACUUCUGAAGGGGGACGCAUACAUGCUAAUAAUCUUCCAUCUUCCGUAACUAUCGAUGGCUCUACGAACCUCAAGGGGGCAGCACGGUCUGCCUCUGUUGACGGCGCUAACUUCCCAGCAGUAGAUAUUCCCCCACCACAGUGGGAUGAUUUAUCUGUGGCAGAGAACAUUAUGCACCGAAGUCGUAGCAUGGUCCUGGACCGCCAGCGUGAACAGGAUCAAAGUCCAGCUGAAGUAGAUAUCGGCAGCAGUAGAUACAACCGACCAGGAAAUCGCCAAUCCUUGCCUCCGUCUUACUGGGGCACACAGACUUUGCCCCACCCCCGGGGCAAGCGCUAUUCCAUGGACAAUGAAAGCGGUGUUGCUGUGGUUACAAAAUCUGCAGACGACCUUGAUACCCCCGUAUCCUCGCAGCCAGGAUACUUAGAAUCCAUGUUCCGCAAAGAGCGCGAGGUCUACAAAAGUAUGCAAAAAGACAAAAGUGAUUCCUCGGAUGAUGAGGCAGUAACUAAAAACAGACGAUCAAACCGUAAAAGUGCUAAAGAAUACAUUUCCGAUGAGAGACAUUCGUCAGAUUCAGAUUCAGAGGGAGGUGCAAAGGAAAUUGCACUUCCUCUUGUAAAGAGGAAGUCGGAAUCUAAAUCAAGGUCUGGAAUCAGGCCAAGAUCAGAUUCAAAGGAUAGUAAUUCUAGUCAUGUUAGUAAGUCAGACGUUUUGGUAGAGCCGCCACCUUUGAGCAGAAAUAACAGCAGUGAAGGAAAGACAUUGACGGAAACCUCUUUUCCAGAAUCCAGUACCGAUCCGGUAUAUCAUAAUGGUAAGGAUGACGAUGCUAGUUCAGGAUCAACUAUUGAACCUCAGGAAACGGCUGACAAUGAUUUAGUGAAUGGAGAAGAAGAGGAUUCGGGAAAAUCCGACCUGAAUCGGCGAAAAAUCACUCCCAAACAAUCGUUUUCAUUUGACAACUCUCCAGAGAAACCAGAUGGAGUAAGAAGGAGGGCAAAGAGAGACCGACUUCGCCAAUUAUACAAACAAGGAGGGCGAAGAUACACUGUGCAAGGACUACCUCGUCGUCAUAACGACGACUCAUUAGCUGACCUUCGGCCCCAAUUCUCACGAGGAUUCACCAUCAUACCAGAUGACCUCAUAGCCGUCUACAAGAAUAUGACAAAAGAGGAACUCAUUCACUUGGUAAUUACACACAAAGCCCAGCUGAUCCGGAAAGACCAGUACGUCAAAGAUAUGGAGGAUUACAUCGACAGUAUGCUUGUCCGCGUGAUGGAGACAAACCCCCGUCUUCUCCAGCAUAAAAAUCGGUUCAAGUAAUAUACGUCUAGUCCAAUCAAUUCACUCAGAUAAGUCAAACCCUGCCUAUACUGUAUGUAUAGCACUCGUAUAUAUGAGAAGUACACAGAUAGUUAUUCUGUAAAUAUAGUAACAUACAUGUACAGUAAAUGUUAUUUACAUACAGGAAAUAUAAGUGUUGUACAGUGAAUAUAUGUAAGUAGUUUACAGGAAAUAUGAGCAGUAUAUACCGUGUUACAUGGUUGAUAUAUUUGAUUUUUAAUUUUUGGGAGUUACUCCUCCUGGGUUUAUUAUUGGUAUCUGUGUUACCGAGGGGGAGGAGGGGUAAUUUUAUUUUGACACAAGUCAUUUGAAAUUUCCUUUCACAAGUUUUGACCUUUUGUGUAUCAAACAAAUUGUACAGAGCAUUGUUGUAUAAAAGGGUCAUGUUCUCUAGAUUAAUACACCAUAAAACAUCUGAUUGGGGAAAAACAGUAUGACCUUUUAAUCUUGAAUCUGUUCAUGCAAGGCAUCUGCUAAACAGGGUUAUCUGUCUUUGAUUAUUAAGCUAAAGUAUGAAUCCUCAUAAGUCAGAAAAAAAUAGAUCGCUUAUUACAUCAAAUGACAUAGUUCAUUCUGUUUCAAAUUCAGUUCAAAUGUUAAUGUAUGUUUCAGUGUUUGGCUUAGACCUGUAAAGUGAACACAGUUGAGGAAAUAUUUCAUCAAAUUUUAUGAAAGUCCCUCUGAAAUGAAAUUUCAAGAAAGAGGUGUUUGUUAUCAAGGACUGUAUUCUGCAGAAUAUAUAGUUUUUUUAAACAAAAUAUUAACAUACCUCUAUCUUUAUAACAAAGUGUCUGAUUGGAUGAUUUUGAUCACUUGACAGGGUAAUAAAACAUCAUGUUGCCCUCACACGUCCAAGUUUUCCUGAUCAUGUAUACCUUAUUCAGAGGCUCUCUAGAAAAGAGCUCUAGAACGAACAUCUAAAAGUUCCGAAGAACUAUAACAUACAACAAAAACAGAGUGGCAACCUGAUCACACUUAGUAAUGGUUUAGUGUUUUAUUUCGGCAUACUUAAAUAUAUUUAUUUCCCUUGUUUUAGGGAAACAUAAGUCUUUCUCUCAUUUCCCUGUGUGUAAGAUAGAGCUGUACAGGGUAAGAAAGGGGUGUAGGAAAUUUCUAUCUU
This is a messenger RNA of Mizuhopecten yessoensis (Yesso scallop), 3437 nucleotides long. Its product is annotated as rab11 family-interacting protein 2-like. The record is from RefSeq and is a predicted model, not a curated record. Lineage: Eukaryota; Metazoa; Mollusca; Bivalvia; Pectinida; Pectinidae. Gene Ontology annotation, cellular component: intracellular membrane-bounded organelle. Gene Ontology annotation, molecular function: small GTPase binding. The transcript is spliced from 11 exons. The coding region runs from base 392 to 2296 and encodes 634 amino acids. Gene Ontology annotation, biological process: regulated exocytosis.